Molecule: messenger RNA, 1462 nt
Organism: Camellia sinensis
Lineage: Eukaryota; Viridiplantae; Streptophyta; Magnoliopsida; Ericales; Theaceae
Source: RefSeq, a predicted model, not a curated record
UUAAAGUUAAGGGGAGAGAGAUGGUUGCAGAAGCACUUGGAGUUCCAUUGAUGCCCAAUAAGGAUGAGAAUGAGGUUCCUUUGAUUCUGGGACUUCAACCGUCAGCUCUAGUGGACCAUGUGGCAAGGGUUGAUUCAUCUCUCCUUGAUCAUAUCCCUGGCGAGAGAGGUGGUUCUUCCCCGGUUGCGAUAGAAGAACUGGAAAAUAUACUUAGUGAGGUGAAAACCCGCUUUCUUCCAUCAAUAACUGACCUGGAUCGUAUAAAGACAAUUGCCGGAGGUAGUGUUGCGAAUACAAUUCGAGGUCUGGCUUCUGGAUUUGGGAUUAAAUGUGGAAUAAUUGGUGCAUGUGGGAAUGAUGAACAAGGCCAACUUUUUGUACAUAAUAUGACUUAUAAUGAUGUAAACCUCUCUAGAUUGAUGACGAAAACUGGUCCAACUGCACAGUGUGUCUGCUUGGUUGAUUCACUUGGGAACCGUACAAUGCGACCUUGUCUCUCAGAUGCUGUCAGACUUCAGGCAGAUGAGUUGACAAGAGAAACUUUUAGAGGAUCGAAGUGGUUGGCAUUGAGAUAUGGAAUAUACAAUUUGGAUAUUAUUCAUGCUGCUAUUAGGAUUGCCAAACAAGAGGGAGUUUCUGUCUCCUUGGAUUUGGCAAGUUUUGAGAUGGUUCGGAACUUUAGGGCACCCCUUCUGAAAUUACUCGAGUCUGGGGAUGUUGACCUCUGUUUUGCCAACGAAGAUGAAGCAACAGAGGUGGUUAGGGGCAACUCAGAUACUGAUCCUGAAGCUGCUCUGAGAUAUCUGGCAAAACACUGUCAAUGGGCUGUAGUGACUCUUGGUUCCAGUGGUUGCAUUGCCAAACAUGGCAAAGAGAUAGUCAGAGUUGCAGCCAUUGGUGAUGGAAAAGCAUCGGACGCUACUGGAGCAGGUGACCUCUUUGCAAGCGGGUUUUUAUACGGAUUGGUAAAAGGACUAAGCCUGGAGGAUUGCUGUGUGAUGGGCUGUUGUAGUGGUGGCUCUGUGAUUCGUUCCCUUGGAGGAGAAGUGUCGCCUGAGAAUCGACAAUGGAUGUAUAAGCAAAUGCAAAGUAAGGGCCUCCCUAUUCCUGACCUCUGCAACUAAUAUGGUUAAAACACUACUUGAGGAAGUGGCUGUCCAUAUGCUGACAAUUGACAUGAAGUAUUUGAAUAAGUGUAAGUGCACUUUCACAUCUAUGUCAUGUUAUAUGAAUUUCAUCUGUGUUCCUAGCAUUGUUGGAAGUAUUUUGGGUACGCACUUUGGGAGGGAUUGAGAUGCAGCAAUUUUAGCAAGAUUUGAAGUGAGUACACCUAAUUUUUUUUCCCCCUCUCUUAGAACUUAGUGGUAUUAUUAACAUAAAACGAACUGAAUUUUGAGGAAGAUGUCAUUGGUGGUGGUUUAACUUGGUCUAUAAUGUGUGGUUGUACUAUUUGGUACCAUUG